Molecule: messenger RNA, 1197 nt
Organism: Nakaseomyces glabratus
Lineage: Eukaryota; Fungi; Ascomycota; Saccharomycetes; Saccharomycetales; Saccharomycetaceae
Gene: YHB1
Product: flavohemoglobin
Biological process (GO): nitric oxide catabolic process; cellular response to nitrosative stress
Cellular component (GO): intracellular anatomical structure
Molecular function (GO): oxygen binding; nitric oxide dioxygenase [NAD(P)H] activity; FAD binding
Source: RefSeq, a predicted model, not a curated record
AUGCUAUCUGAACAAACCCGUACCAUCAUCAAGGCCACUGUUCCAGUGCUAGAGAAGCAAGGUACUCAAAUUACCAAGUGUUUCUACGGUCACAUGUUGACUGAACACGAAGAGCUACUAAACAUCUUCAACAGAACUAACCAAAAGAUCGGUGCUCAGCCAACUGCUUUGGCUACCACCGUUCUAGCUGCUGCCAAGCACAUUGACAACUUGGCCGCUUUGCUACCUCACGUUGAACAAAUCGGUCACAAGCACAGAGCUUUGCAAAUCUUGCCAGAACACUACCCAAUUGUCGGUAAGUACCUAUUGAUCGCCAUCAAGGAAGUCCUAGGUGACGUUGCUACUCCAGAAAUCAUUACUGCCUGGGGUGAAGCCUACCAAGAAAUCGCCGAUGUCUUCAUCAGCGUUGAAGCUAAGAUGUACAAAGAAGCUGCUUGGCCAGGUUGGAAGCAAUUUGAAGUCGUUGGUAAGGACAAGGUUGCUGAAGACAUCUACGAAUUUACCGUCAAGCCAACUGGCGACUCUGGUGUCGAUCUAGCUAAAUUGCCAAUCAUCCCAGGUCAAUACAUUACCGUUAACUCACACCCAGUUAGACAAGACAACAAGUACGAUGCUUUGCGUCACUACUCUAUCUGCUCCGCUGACACUACUAACGGUUUGAAGUUCGCUGUCAAGUUGCAAACCUCUACUAACAACCCAGACGGUUUGGUCUCCGAAUUUUUGCAUAAGGAUGUCAAGGUCGGUGAUGUCUUGAAGUUGAGUGCUCCAGCUGGUGACUUCGCUGUCAACAAGGACUUGAUCAACCAAAACGACAUCCCAUUGGUCUUGUUGUCCUCUGGUGUUGGUGUCACUCCAAUUGUAUCUAUGUUGGAAGCUCAAGUCAAGGAAAACCCAAGCAGACCAAUUGUCUGGAUCCAAUCCGCUUACAACGAGCCACAUGUGGCUUUCAAGAACCAUGUCGACAACUUGUUGAAGCAAGCUAAGGACGCAAAGAAGGUUGUUGUCUUGACUGACAGCCAACCACGUAUCGACGACAAGUUCUUGAAGGAGAAUGUCCCAGCACACGCUGACGUCUACAUCUGUGGUUCUUUGAACUUCAUGCAAUCUAUGAUUGACCACUUCCAAGUCUUGGAACACAAAAACGAUAUGAUUCACUACGAACCAUUCGGUCCAAAGAUGUCCACCGUUAAGGUUUAA